Messenger RNA from Solanum dulcamara, 996 nucleotides. Its product is annotated as calmodulin-binding protein 25. Gene Ontology annotation, biological process: response to osmotic stress. Gene Ontology annotation, cellular component: nucleus. Gene Ontology annotation, molecular function: calmodulin binding. The coding region runs from base 123 to 770 and encodes 215 amino acids. NCBI's taxonomy places the organism in Eukaryota, Viridiplantae, Streptophyta, Magnoliopsida, Solanales, Solanaceae. The record is from RefSeq and is a predicted model, not a curated record. The transcript has a single exon.
CCUUUCAUACUUCACUAUCUUCAUAACUCUAAAAGAAAAUGCAAUUCAACAAAUUUUGUUACUCAAAAAAUUGAAUCUUUUUAGCUUUACCUCUCCUAUUUUUGCAAAUUUUUGUACUAAAAAUGGCUUCUUCUAACAAUUUAAUGACUAUGGAGCCAUGGGCUUUUCGUUCUGCUUUUGGUGAUUCUUGGUUUUCCGACGUAUUCAACAGAGAAACUGAAACAUUAACCAAAGUCCUCCAAAAAUCUGUCUUUCCGGAACCGGAGACGGAGACGACAAACCCGGUUCAGACUUCGACAGGAUCCGGUCGGACCGUUUCCGGCGGGUCGGAGAACGAAACGAUCGGUCCAAACCGGCGGAGUAAAGUCGGAGUGAGAGGGAAGAUAACUAAGAGGAAGUCACGUGCUUCGAGGAGGAAUACGACGACGUAUAUAACUGCUGACGUGGAUAAUUUCCGGCAUAUGGUGCAGCAGGUGACCGGCGUUAGGUUCGGCGGCGACGGCGACGGACAGCUUCCGGUUGCUCAUGUACUAAAACCUGAACCUCAGCGUGUUGUUAACCGGCUACAGCCUGGCUGCUUUUUGCCAACUCUCGACACGUCAGCUUUUUUACUGGACCACGUCACCGGACAAUCGUUGGAACCUAUGCCGGCGCCACCUCAGACGGCGGCGGAUGUGGUGGUUGACGGUGGCUCAUGUGGAUAUGACUUUAGCUCUUUUUCUGGGUUUCCUACCCUUGAGUCAUUCAUGGAAAACAGCAAUGUAGUUUAAUGUAACAGGCCCUUUUCUGUAAUUUCACUUGGAGGGUGUAGAUUUUUGGAGUAGUAGAGGAAAGGGUAAAAUGGGAAAAUCAAAUUAUGUUUAUAUUUUUAGUCUUUUAAUUUUAGCUAAUCUAGCUAGUAUUAUUUUUUCUUUUUUUUUUAAGUAAAUGAGAACAUGAGUUGUCAUGUGCUUUCAUUUUCAUGGUUCAAUUGUAAUCUCAAAUCUAAUUCAGAGA